This is a messenger RNA of Toxorhynchites rutilus septentrionalis, 1140 nucleotides long. RefSeq lists its product as uncharacterized. The transcript has a single exon. The coding region runs from base 1 to 1140 and encodes 379 amino acids. Lineage: Eukaryota; Metazoa; Arthropoda; Insecta; Diptera; Culicidae. The record is from RefSeq and is a predicted model, not a curated record.
AUGGCCGAUAAGAAACUGAAAGCCAAAGAAUUAAAGCGAAAAAACGUCGUAGAAGGAUUGAAGCGCAUAGAGGAUUUCUUGAAGAAGUAUGAUCCAACCCAGCAUGCCCGGGAAGUCGGUUUGAGAUUGGAACGAUUGGAGAAACUGAUGGAAGUCUUCGAAGCAGUUCAAUCUGAAUAUGAGCUGCUCGAUGAAACGGAAGAAUUCAUGAAGGGGAACUUGGAGUGUCGUGCUAAGAUCGAGGAACAAUAUUUCCGCGUAAAGGCUGGUUUGUUGACGAGAAUGCCCGAGGUUGCCACACCGUUAUCGCCCGCUGUAUCCUCUAUGAAUGUACAACCGCCCACUUCGUCUCCGCUAUCUAAUGUGAAGUUGCCCACGAUCACGUUACCGGAAUUUACCGGCGAUUUUAAUGAUUGGCUUACCUUUCAUGACACAUUUGUGUCGAUGAUUCAUACGUCGAACGAGAUUUCAUGCGUGCAGAAAUUCCACUAUCUCAGGGCCGCAUUGAAAGGAGAGGCUGCGAAUUUAAUUCAAUCGAUCACAAUCACCGCCAAUAACUACGCUGUAGCUUGGGAAACGCUAGUACAACGAUAUUCCAACAAGAUUUUGUUGCGGAAGAAACAUAUUCGGGCGCUUUUGAAGUAUCCCAAGAUACCCAAUCAUUCCGUCGAAGCUUUACACAAAAUAGUGGAUGAAUUUCAGAGGCACACGACGGUGUUAGAGCAGCUAGGCGAACCUAUCGCCCAGUACAGUUCCAUAUUAAUGGAAAUUCUGGAGGACAAGUUGGACGACGCCUCUCUAGCGGCUUGGGAGAAUCCAUUUCAUCGGAUCAGCAGCCAACAGAAGCUGCAGCAGCUGCAGAAAAGAGCUCGUGUAUUGGAGACCAUUCUCAUUAAUCGACCAAAUCCGUCGUCGUUAUUAUCGAAGCCCGCGGCUGGAAGUUCAGGAAGUAAGAAGCACUAUCAUCCCCGCCUGAAUAUUAACGCUGCAGUAACGGACGGAGCAUCUGGAAAAAUAUUUCCAAUGUGCCCUGCUUGCGAGAAGCAAAAACAUCCGCUCGUGGAUUGCGCUGUGUUCAAUGGAAUGAAUGUGGCAGCUCGAUUGAAGGUGGUGUAUGAUAAACGACUCUGUAGUAAUUGA